GAUUUAGUUCCAGGUUGCUCCACCAGAACCUUUAAUAUCAAUAUGACAUGUGAUAGUAAUACAGAGUUUUUUUCCGAUGAAAAUUUAAAUAACGAAUCACCAAUUUGUGUAUAUAACGCCAACGUUGUCACCAAAUAUGCAUGUAAAACUUGUUCUCAUUUAAAUGAUUGCAAUGAACAUGGUGUCUGUAAUCCAGGUGCUGGUAAAUGUUGUGAAUGUGAUACUCAAACCAAUGGUGAUCAAUGCCAAAAAUCAAGAUUAUAUAUUGGCUCAGUAGAAUCCACAACUGUUAAUGGUGGUACUGUAUAUUUAUAUGGCUAUUUUGGUACUAUUACCCCUCAAUUCAAUGUCACCAUUGGCAAAUUAGAUUGUAAUAAUGUUCACAGUUACAAUGACUCAGUUAUCAGCUGUCAAGUUGGUGCAGGUACUGGAUUCCAAAGCGUAACCAUUAACGACAAAGAUUUAACAGCAUAUGGUAAAGAUUUAUUCAAAUACAUUAAGCUCAGCUUUGACUGUCCAAACAACUGUUCAAAUAAUGGUGAAUGUGACACCAAAAUAGGUUCAUGCAAUUGCAGCGAUGCAUAUACAGGUUUUGAUUGCAGUUCUAAAAUCAACAAAGAUAAACCAUCUAUUCCUAAAAUUGACUUAAAGACUGGUGCUUCAUCAAUUUCAAACGAAAAAUUAAAUUAUCAACUUAAUAUUAUUUCAUUGGUCGAGGUUUCGGUUGAUGGUAGUAUUGUCAAAGAACAUCCAUUAAACAACACCGAAAAUAUUAUAGCAUCAAUUAUCGAGGAAGGUGAUGGAUUAACUAAAGGUACCAUAGCAUUGUUUUCACAAUAUAUUUCAAGUGUAAAUUGUACAGUAGAAUACACAAUCGAAGAAAUAAUUGGAGGAAAAAAGAAAGAUUUCGAGUUUGCAGGUAUUACAUUCUCAGUGGAUUCUGGUUCAUUAAAAACAGGUAUUUCAAUAAAAAACUAUCAAUAUGAAAGUGUUUUAAAUACACUUCAAUUAAGAAUUAAAUCAAAUUACGAAAAGGAAUCACUUUCAAAUGAUUGUAACUCUGAAGAAUUAAAAGUAACAGACCAAUUAGAUAAUGAUUCAAAUUUUAACUAUUUACAGGUUUCAAAAGAUUCUAAAAAUGUAGUCUCAAGAUUCAUUGGUAGAUUAAUUUCAGAUGGAAGGGUAACACCAACUAGAACAUCAGUUGUAUCAACAAAUAAUGAAACUUUAGAAUUAAUUAUAGGUUUAAAUUUACCACAUUGUGUUGAUUCAUGUAUAUUAGAUCCAGAUUUUGGAAUGCUUGUAUCAGGAACUUAUAAAGAUAAAUGUGGAUCGAAAUCAAAUUAUAAAAUAAUUACAGUAGCUGUGGUUGUUCCAUGUGUUGCUAUUGCUGCAAUAGUUGUUGUUGUUGCAGUUCUUUAUAAAAAACAUUACCUUCGUUUUAAGUUAUUCAAAAAUAGUAUUACCAACAAACCCAGAGAAAGAAGAAGUUUCCAUUUAUAA
Molecule: messenger RNA, 1503 nt
Organism: Dictyostelium purpureum
Lineage: Eukaryota; Evosea; Eumycetozoa; Dictyosteliales; Dictyosteliaceae
Exons: 3
Source: RefSeq, a predicted model, not a curated record